This is a messenger RNA of Zalophus californianus (California sea lion), 2101 nucleotides long. RefSeq names its product BLOC-1 related complex subunit 8 (gene BORCS8). NCBI's taxonomy places the organism in Eukaryota, Metazoa, Chordata, Mammalia, Carnivora, Otariidae. The record is from RefSeq and is a predicted model, not a curated record. The transcript has 6 exons. Gene Ontology annotation, cellular component: BORC complex. Bases 389 to 895 code for a protein of 168 amino acids.
AGGCAGAACGUAGAGCCUUAUGGGCCAUAGUAAGUUAGGUGAUUUUAUGCUGUGGUCGAUGGGAGCCAUGGGAGGAUUUCAGACAAGGGAGGGACAUAUCUGAUAGGUUCAUUAGGAGCUCACUUCAUCUGUUGUGUGGAGAUUGGACUGUUGGCAGAGGGGAAGCAGGGAGACCAGGGAGGAGCUGACUGAACUUGGUAUUCAGGUGGGAGGUGGCCACACCCAGACCAGUGGGGGCAGUGUAGUGGUAAGAAUGGAUGAGGGAAGAGAGAGAAAUAGGAGAGGGAGGAAGCUGAGCAAGGAGUGCUGUCAGGUAAAAUUCUCAGCCUGAUCCGUCAGGAGAACUCAGAAGGAUGAGUUAUACCUCCACAUUGUCCCAACAAAAGGCAUGGGACAUGAUUUAAUACCCUUUGAUGGUCAGUCAUGGCUGAAGGCCAUCCAGGGAUCUAAGCUUCCAGGCAUUUUCAGGUCCAGUAACUGGUGGGACCCUCUGAAGAAGAAUCUCAGAUUCAUUCCUUGGGAUAAAAGGAAUGUGAAAGGGUCCAAGUGGACAGAAGCAGUGUCUACUACAGUCACAGACAAGUUCACUGAGAGCGUCUAUGUCCUUGCCAACGAGCCGUCCGUGGCCCUAUACCGGCUGCAGGAACACGUGCGCCGCUCUCUGCCCGAGCUGGCCCAGCAUAAGGCUGACAUGCAGCGGUGGGAGGAGCAGAGCCAGGGAGCCAUUUACACAGUGGAGUAUGCCUGCAGCGCCGUGAAGAACCUCGUCGACAGCAGCGUCUACUUCCGCAGCGUGGAGGGUCUUCUCAAACAGGCCAUCAGCAUCCGGGACCACAUGAACGCUGCUGCCCAGGGCCACAGCCCUGAGGAACCACCCCCGCCCUCCUCAGCCUGAUCUCAGAAGAGACUUGGAGGUGCUUUGGCCCCUCUGAUGCAGAGCCCAGCAUGGCGGUUACCCACCCAGCUCAGGAAUCUUCGCCCCACUGCCGACCUGCCGUGUGACCCUGAGAAAGUCCCUCCCCUCUCUGGUCUCUGCUUUUCCCUUCUGUCAGAGUGGCUCGUCGGGCAGCGGAGGGUGCUGCGCCCAGUGAUGUGUGUUGUAGCUGUCAGCUACUGCCGCAUGACAGACUUUCCCAGAACACUGGGGCCAACACACCAGUCGUGGGCCUGCUCGCAGUUCUGCAACGUGGGCUGGGCCCCGCUGGGCAGGUUGGCCGGGCUGACCUGGAGGCCACCAUCUGGCACUCAUCAGAGUUUGAUGGGGCUGCACAGUCAGAGGCGGCCUUGCUGUCACAUCUGAAUCUUGACCACUGCUGUCUGGCUGCUGGGGGUCCAGUCCUCCUGGGCAUGGCCUCCCAGGCAGGCCAGCCCAGGCUUCUCUGGGGACCGGGUGCCAAAGAGAGCAGCCCCAGCAUUCACGACGUUCACCUUGCGGCUGUUCCAUUGGUCAAGGCCAGCCAUGUGGCCAGGCCCAAAAGCCAAGGGGUGAGGCCUGCAGGGAGGCAUCAACACCAAGAGUGUGGCUGACCACGUGAGGAGAGCAUGGCGCCCAGGAAGGCCGCGCAUGUUGCUCUUCUGUGCCCGUGGAGGGCAGACCCCGGCAGAUGGGAGGCCCCUGAGGGACUUUCUAGCCCUUACUCUUGUAGCUCUCAAAGCCCUGCUCAUUUGCCGGGCACUGUGAUGGCGCUCUCAGAGGGCUGGGGUGGGGACCGGGCCUUCACAGCCCCAGAGCAAUAGCGCCUCCCCAGAACCGAGGGACAACAGAGCUCCUGCCUGUGCGGUGUGAGGACUUCAUGAACAGCUGCUGGGUGCUACGUUUAGCUCUCUCGGGGUACUGGGGAGUCCCACAGGCUGUGGGAUUGCCUAGGGGGCAUCAGGAGGGCCUGGAGCAGGGGGGGCUGCCAAGAGCAUCAGCAGCCCACCCCAGUGGCCUGCACAGGGUUGCCCACCAGCCCUGGGCCCACAGACCACCAUCUCCCUCCUCGUCUUUGCCCUGGUCCCUCCCACCAUCCAGCCUCAAGGAUACUGCCCUUCCGACACCCCGUGUCUUCUACCGUCCCUCUGCUGCUGCAGCCCCUCGGAAUAAAAUGCUCUGUGGCUC